AUGGGGCAUAGCGCCGCGGUCGACGUCGACGAUCUCAUCAACGGCAAGGGGGAAUGGCGAAACAUUCAGGAUAUCGUCCGCGUGACGUUCAAGGCGUCCAUCGACGUCAUACGCGCGCAAGGGGAGAAGAUCGAAGCGCUCCAGCAGAAGGUCGAAGCGCUCGAGCGCGCGGUGAACGACCGCGCGCGAACCGAGGACGUGAAAGCCGCGCUCGACAAGGUCAGAAGCUUCGAGGAUAACCCGCUGCUGUCCGCGUCGUCGUUCGACCAAAUGAACGUCGAGAUCGACGCCGCGGUUCGACGACGCGUGGACGCGGCGAACCUGGCGACGCGAGGGGAGACGCAAGCGCUCGCGGCGGCGUUGGACCGCGCGAACGAGGAUUGGCGCGCCGAGCUCGCGACGGCGACGAAACGUUUGAACUCGCUCGCGAUCAACGGCGCGGGGGGGAUGGGGACGCGCGAGGACGAGCUCGAGAGGACGUACGCGACGAAGAGCGAGCUCGCGCUGAAGUCGGACAUGAAGGACGUGUGCGCGCUGUUGGACGUGAAGGUUGGCGUCGACGACGUGAACCGCGCGCUCGCGGAGGUUUCGAGAGAGUUGGAGGGGAAGGCGAGCCUGGGCGCGCUGGAGGCGAGCAUUCGCGAGCAGGGGAUCAUAAACGCCGGGCUCGCCGCGGAGAGGAGCGUCGGGCGGUGGAUAUGGAAGAGCGGGAACGUCAAAGCCGGGAACGGCGUGCCGUGGAACGUCCAGAGCGUGAACACGGAUCCAGAAAACUUCGUGUGGGAAAAAAAUUGCGUCUCGAUCGUCGCCAACGCGCCGGGGCUGUACGAGGUGACGUUCGGAUUUUUCGUCCGCAAGAAGCCGGCGAUCCAGUUGUUAGUAAACGGCGAGCCCGUCAUGGCGGCGGUGAACAGCGCGUCGUACGUGUUACAUCACAGCAGCGGGCGGCUCACGAGCGUCGGACGGCACCCGGCGGGGAACGUCACGGGAUUGACGCUGGUGGACUUUCUCGCGCUGCCUCCCAAGGCGAGGAUCGCGGUGACGUACAACGGCGAGAGCGGCGGCGAGGGGUUCAUAUCGUUGAAGAAGUUGUGA
Molecule: messenger RNA, 1095 nt
Organism: Micromonas pusilla CCMP1545
Lineage: Eukaryota; Viridiplantae; Chlorophyta; Mamiellophyceae; Mamiellales; Mamiellaceae
Exons: 2
Coding region: 1-1095 (364 amino acids)
Source: RefSeq, a predicted model, not a curated record